This is a messenger RNA of Stylophora pistillata, 2306 nucleotides long. RefSeq names its product somatostatin receptor type 1. Gene Ontology annotation, cellular component: plasma membrane. Gene Ontology annotation, biological process: G protein-coupled receptor signaling pathway. The record is from RefSeq and is a predicted model, not a curated record. NCBI's taxonomy places the organism in Eukaryota, Metazoa, Cnidaria, Anthozoa, Scleractinia, Pocilloporidae. Gene Ontology annotation, molecular function: G protein-coupled receptor activity.
UAUCGCCUUUACGUAGAGUAUGGUUUCAAGAAUGCCCGCAAAAUGCCACAAAUGACCUUUACACCGAAGAAGAAUUGCAUCUCAGGUGAAACAGGAGAGGUUUAUUGUUUCAGUAGGUUACGUGAGUGCCGUACUAGUCGACCUAUUAUGCCAGUUGCCAAAUUUGAGACUACAUGCUGCUUUGUUGUUCAUUGAAAAACCUCUCAGGGUUCUGAAUGAUCACGCACUAUCUAAUUUAUUAACAAACAAUCUACAGAUGCUCAUCGACAAUUUGCUGAACAUUCUUUGAAUUACGAAGGCCGAUGAUCUUCGAUCAAAACACUCAAGUCACCGAUAUUGCCGAACGAGUAAAGUGUUCUAAAAGUGAGGUUUUUACAAGCCAACCGCGUAUGAUUCUAAACAAAAGUACGUAGCCAGAAGGUGGCCAAGUUAAAAAAAAACAGGACAAAACGCCACCAUCUUAAUGAACAACUCUUCUCUACAACAUGAAGGCAAUGAGCAAGCACCCGGUCCGUUGGUGGCGUGGAGCUUAGCAUACGGAUUGGUGGAUGUCGUCAUAUUGCUUGGAAAUGUCAUAACGCUCCUUGUAUUCUUUACGAAUAAAAAGCUUUUGCGCAUGCGCGCAAAUUACUUUUUGAUAAACCUUGCAAUAGCUGAUAUAAUGGUUGGUACGUUCGCCAUACCCAUGUACGUCUAUCAUUUUAUUGCUGCGUUGUACAAGGGUGACGGUGUCUGGAAACACUUCAGCUACAAGAUUUAUGUAUCAGUUGAUGUUUUCGUCGGUUGUGCCUCAAUUUUCACACUUACAUUCAUUGCCCUGGAACGAGCAUUCUCUGUUUGUUUACCUCAAAUUCACCGCCACGCGAGAGAAAAGACGUAUUAUGGACUUCUAGGCUCGAUUUGGCUGCUCUCUAUUUUAGUAUUCUGUCUGCGGUUUCUGUUUGAAACAGGGGUUCUUCAAUUGGAGGUUUUCUUCUAUGUUUUGCUUAUUGCCUUCUCCAUCGCCCUCUUAAUAAUCUGCGUCUCUUACGUGGUAAUAUGGUUCAAGAUGAAGUUCCGGUUUGCCAACAGAGAUGGGAACAAACGUAAGAGAGAACAGGACAAGCGACUCGCCAUUAUCCUUUUUGCAGUUACCGUGGUUUUCGUCCUCACGUGGAUGCCAUUCCAGAUCAUAAACAUUGUGGCGUUUUUCUGUGAGCCUUGUAGGAUGAACAUGUCAAACAACAGUGUUAAUUUUGCAAAGUUCCUGCACUAUGGCAACUCUUGUGUUAACCCUAUAAUAUAUUCCUUUUUGGUUCCCGAGUUUAAAAAAACUGUUUUCAGGAUUUUCAGAAAACUUCGAAACAAUGACGAUACUAGGAUUUCGACGUUCGAAAUGCAUUCGGCUAAAACGUAGUCAUGCGCUUAAUCAAUCUAGGUCAUCAUACAAACAGAUUUUACUGAUGACCGAGGGAGCUGGGGCGAUUAAUAGCUGCAGUUUUCAGUCUUAGGUUAGCAUUUCCUAAGGCCAGACUAGAUGUCAAGGUGUUGAUAAGUUUGUUCUUACAAGCAGUUUGCAUUGUCUGAUCCUCAUGAAACGUCUCAAAUCUUUUAAUUGCCUUGCAAUGCAAACUUUAACUUUCCAAUCGCGCCGGUUCUUCAGAACUUCCCUCGAUUUGUAAAUGAGCACUUUGACGCCUUACCCUGACGUAAAUGCGUCGUCGAGUGAAUCGCUUGCGCCCGGCAUAAAGAGAAAAUUUUGCCUCAAGUUGUAGCCUUCUUUAUUGAAUUGUUAUUCAAUACUUGAAAGUUAGACUUUUAGUCUCUCUAUAUAUCAUUGCUGAAGAUGUUCCUGUCCAGUUAACAAAUUGAAUGUAUCUCAUCGACUAUUUUUAGCUAGGUAACGAGUGUUCCCGAUGUAACUUCAAUUUCGAAGGCCUGAGGAAUGCUGUUGGCGGAAACAUAUCAUGAAACUACACAAAAAAUAAGGUGAAAAGAAUCGUCGGAAGAACGCCGUUAUACCAGAAUCAGUGAAGUGAAGCGCCUAACAAGUUAAUUUAAUAAUGAGCCUUUGUAUCGACACAAAACGAGAAGACCUUUAGAGCCAACCAUCAUGAUUUGUUCAAGAUAAUCGGCUGUGAGAAAAAGGGUUACUUAUUAUGAAACAAGGCACGAAGGCUCAGAGGUAGCAUUAGCUGUUAAGUUCGUCGAAAACACAUUAAGGAAAGUAAAGGUUUCGAAAAUGGAUUCUGAUAACCUUAUCUUUGUGUAAGAUACAUUAGGCAAAUUAACACCCAACGCAAUGUAAAUAAAGAUUGUUAUAAAUA